This is a messenger RNA of Papilio xuthus (Asian swallowtail), 649 nucleotides long. RefSeq names its product protein giant-like. NCBI's taxonomy places the organism in Eukaryota, Metazoa, Arthropoda, Insecta, Lepidoptera, Papilionidae. The coding region runs from base 29 to 649 and encodes 206 amino acids. Gene Ontology annotation, biological process: regulation of DNA-templated transcription. Gene Ontology annotation, molecular function: DNA-binding transcription factor activity. The record is from RefSeq and is a predicted model, not a curated record. The transcript has a single exon.
GACACAGACGAACCUCUGCCCAGGCACCAUGGCGCUGUGGACACCGUACGCGGAACAUGCCCUCGAUCUCAGCCGAGCGACCGUGAAGAAGGAGCGAGCCUCUCCCGAACCUGAACCCAUGGGAUUCGGCACCGUACCCGGUUAUUUUCCUCGGCAGGCGAUAUCCCCGCACGACAGGCUGCCGAUACCACAGUAUUACGUGAGCUACCACGAGCCGCCCUGCGUGCCCACAGCGCAGAUAUCGCCGGAGUCGGUGCACGAUGCCUGGUCGCCCAACUCCUGUCGCAAGUCAUCAUCGCCUUCAGAAUCCUUCGACGCCUACGAGGCGGAGUCUCUCUCCGACGACGUGGAGUACCAGGCGUUCGAGAGAGACGCGCUGCGGGCGAUGGCGGAGAAGAACGGCGGCAGUCUGCUGGGUAACAACCCGCGCAUGCGGCGCGCAGUGCAGGGCAGCGCCGCGGCGGACGACUCCUACAGGCGCCAGCGCGAGCGCAACAACCACGCCGCCAAGCAGAGCCGCGACCGUCGCAAGCUGAGGGAGGUGCGCCUUGCCUUCCAGGUCACCUUCCUCAAGAAGAAGCUAGCGGAUCUGCGAAUGCGCCUCGAUGAGCGAGUCUGCGCGAGCUGCCGGCAGCGGUGCACGUGUUAG